This is a messenger RNA of Caenorhabditis elegans, 1801 nucleotides long. The record is from the annotation of a RefSeq genome assembly. NCBI's taxonomy places the organism in Eukaryota, Metazoa, Nematoda, Chromadorea, Rhabditida, Rhabditidae.
GUGACUGUUAUGACCUUAUUAGUUAUUCUUCUCCUUCUUCUUGUUCUUUUUCUUCUAUUCUUGUGUACAGUCCAUCCAUUAGUCGAAGUCAUUUAAUUUCAAAUGGAAGAAUUGCUGAUGCACUCGUUGACGCAGGUCACGAUGUUGUUAUGUUCAUUACUGAAUAUGAACCAUUAACUGAAUUCACUGGAACUAAGAAGGCUAAAGUUAUCACUAUGAAAGGAUUUAGUGAGAAGCACAAUGAUAAUUCAAUGGACGAUAUUGGGGAGUACCUUAUUACUAAUCCAAGAGCAAAUUUUUUGGAAAGGAUUAUGUACGAAAAAUGGUUCUCUGAUAUUUGUGAUGAUUUAAUGGCGAGACGCGAGGAAUUAGAACAACUGAGAGCUUACAACUUCGACGUGGCAUUCAGUGAACAAAUUGAUUUGUGUGGAGUUAGAAUUGUCAGAUAUCUUGGAAUUAAAAAUCAUUUAUGGAUUUCAACUACACCAAUUAUGGAUGCAGUCAGUUAUAAUUUGGGAAUUCCAGCACCAAGUUCGUAUGUUCCAACAAUCGAAGAAAAUGACAAUGGUGAUAAGAUGGAUUUUUGGCAGAGAACUUUCAGCUUGUAUAUGAAAAUUGGAGCUAUCCUUAUUCAUAGAUAUGCAACUGAUAGCACAACAGAGGUUUUUCGUAAGUACAUCCCAGACUUCCCAAAUGUCAGAGAAAUCGCUGCAAACUCUUCACUUUGCUUUGUAAAUUCCGAUGAAGUACUUGACUUACCAAGGCUUACUAUUACUAAAACUAUUUAUGUUGGUGGUCUAGGGACUCCGAACAUAAGCCAACAUUUGGACAAUGUAUUUGCCAAAAUAAUGUCCAAAGGAAAACGAGGUGUUAUAAUAAUAUCGCUAGGAUCAUUUGUGCAAUUCGGAGAUUUUCCAGUUAAUAUUAAAAAAGAAGUGUUCCGUGCAAUUAGUGAAUUGUCAGAAUAUCAUUUCCUAAUUAAAAUUUCCAAAGAUGACACGAACACUAAAACGUUGACCAAAGAAAUAUCCAAUGUUGAUCUUGUUCAUUGGUUUCCACAAGUUGAUCUUCUCUCCAAUCCAAGAUUGAAACUUUUUAUAAUGCAUGGAGGAAUUAAUGGAUUAGUUGAAAAGUUCUUUUGAAAUGGGAUGUUGGCUAGCGAUCGUUUAAAGACACAGUUUGGGCAGUUUUAAAAACUCCAAGUUACAAGAAAAAUGCGAUAAGAAUUGGAAAAAUGAUGAGGGACAAGCCAUUCAGUCCAGAAGAACGCCUUACAAAAUGGACACAAUUUGCAAUUGAUCAUGGCGUUUUGGAAGAGUUACACGUGGAAGGAUCAAGAUUAAAUACAAUUAUCAUUUACUAUAUAUAAAGCGCUUAUUCCGUUUGUCCAUAGUUUGUAGUCUAUGUAGUCUUUGUAGUCUGCGAAGUUUUAGCUUCUGGAGGGAUAGUGAGUUGGGAUUAGUGUAGGGAUAUAGUCGGGGUACUGUAGUGGUACAAUGGUGGUACGUAGGAGUACUGUAUGAUUACGGUAGUUUCAGAAAAAUUGGUUUUCAGCUCCAGAAGUCGAGGGCCGCGCCGGAGGUGCGGUCCACGGCUGGUUUAUUAUAAUCUUGAUGUUAUUGCUUUUGUCCUAUUCGUGUUCGUUGCUGUUCUUCACGUUUUCAUGUAUGCUUUCAAGUUUCUGUGCUGUAAGAAGAGAUCUCAAUCGAAUAUUAAAAACUCAAAGAAAACAAAUUGAUAUUUUGUUUUAUAUUCUAUCUCCUCAACAGUUUGCACACUACAACUUAUAUAUUUUGUAAUA